AUGUCUAGCACCGACGCGAACGCGUCCCAGCAAGACUCUUCUGGGCCAGUAAAGACUGAAGAGAACGAAGGACCAGCCUCUCAAGUUGUCUCAGAAAGUGCGCUAACAUCCGCUGUGCCACCGUCACAGUGGGAUCUUCUACGUGCGCAACUUCGUGAGAAACCUCACAAUCCGGAGGGAUGGAACCGGCUUGUCGCGCUUGCGGAAGAAUCAGGGGACAUCGAGAAAGUGAAGGAUUCAUACGAGGCGCUGUUGGAGAUGUAUCCGAAUACUUCUGCAGCCCAAGUCGCCUACCUUACUGUCUUCCUUAACCUCAAUUCAUUUGUGCACGCGGAGAGCCUUUUUAAAAGGUUCCUCCGAACCUCACCAUCCGUGGAUCUUUUCAAGUUCUACCUCACCUAUGUAAGGCGAACCAAUCCAGGGACGAACGCUCAGACGCGAGACAUUGUACGCAAGGCCUAUGAGUUUGCUCUCAACUACGUUGGUCAGGACAAGGACAGCGGCGAAAUAUGGACGGACUAUAUCGAAUUCCUCAGGUCGGGUGAGACAAAUUCGACCUGGGAAGAACAGCAGAAGAUGGAUGCUCUCCGGAAGGUCUACCAUCGCGCCGUGCAAAUUCCACUCGAGAACGUCGAAAGUCUAUGGUCGCAACUCGAAGCGUUCGAGAACAGCCUGAACAAGAUCACCGCUAAGAAAUUCAUGAAUGACCUCUCACCCUCUUACAUGCAAGCCCGCACCGUCCUCCGCAACCUCCAACGUCAAGUUGGCAUGCUCUUCCCCCCGCCGCCCGCCUCUGCCUCCGGCCGUCCUUCCAUUUACCUCCCUCCCCUCCCGAGCUUCAAUCCGGCGGAACGAGCUCUGGUGGGCGCGUGGAAGACCUAUCUGCGCUGGGAGGAGAGUAAUCCGUUGGAGAUUGAGGAUAAGGAUAAGAUGGUGUUGAUUAGUCGGGUACAGAGCGUAUAUCGCAAAGCCAUGAUACGGAUGCGAUUCUUCAGCGAGAUUUGGUACAUGGCGUAUAUCUGGACCCAUAGUGUUGGUAAGACCGAAGAGGCUCUCAACCUAUUGCGCAACGGCAUCGAGGCUAUCCCCAGCAGCUUCCUCCUUAACUUUGCCUAUGCCGAGAUCCUCGAGAUCAACGGUAAUUAUCCUGAAGUCCACCGCACAUUUGACAAGUUCCUCGACGUCCUCCGCCCAGACCUGGAAUCUCUUGAAGCUCAAGCCAAAGAAGAGAAAGAGGCUGCCGCCAAUGGCACCGCUUCCGGAACGGGCGACAAGAAGCGGAACAAACCACCUCCACCACUACCAAAGGCGAAAGAGCUGGAAGAGCGAAGGAAAGAGUUCGGUCUGGUUUAUACGAUGUUUAUGAGGUUUGCGAGGAGAGCUGAGGGAUUGAAGAGCUCGAGGGCGGUGUUUGCGAAGGCGAGGAAGGAGAAGCUGAUCCCAUGGGAGGUUUAUGAGUCUUCCGCUUUGAUGGAAUACCAUUGCAACAAAGAGUCGGGAGUUGCUGCCCGUAUCUUUGAGAAAGGUCUUGAGACGUUCGGCGAUCAGCCGGAGUUCGUCUCACAUUAUUUGAUGUUCCUUCUCUCCAUAAACGAUGACAACAAUGCUCGGGCCUUGUUCGAACGUGUUAUCGGUACCUUCCCGCCUGAUCAAGCCAGGCCGUUAUGGGAGCGUUGGGCCCGUCAUGAGUAUCAGUACGGUGACCUCACAGCCGCACAAAAGCUCGAGAAGCGAAUGGCUGAAGUGUAUCCUACUGGUUUG
This is a messenger RNA of Stereum hirsutum FP-91666 SS1, 1761 nucleotides long. RefSeq names its product Suf-domain-containing protein. Gene Ontology annotation, cellular component: nucleus. The record is from RefSeq and is a predicted model, not a curated record. Gene Ontology annotation, molecular function: protein binding; mRNA binding. Gene Ontology annotation, biological process: mRNA 3'-end processing. The transcript has 10 exons. The annotation marks the transcript as partial. NCBI's taxonomy places the organism in Eukaryota, Fungi, Basidiomycota, Agaricomycetes, Russulales, Stereaceae.